AAAAAACGAUGACAGCUGGUCAAACAGGUCGGUCCACUCGAGGAAGCUGAGAUAUAAAAGCUGGCAGGCUGGUUGGUCUGAAGUCAGAGCUGCAAACAUCCAUCAGAGACAAAGUCUGAACAGGAGAAACGAACGUGACAUACGCUGUAAACAUGAAGUUGGGGCUGCUGGUGGUGCUGGCGGUGGCAGUUCUGGUGCCAAGCCUGUCCGAGAGCCGGAUCGUCUCCAAAUGCGAGCUGAAACAAAAGCUGGACCAGGCGAUCCAGCUGCCCAGGAGUUUUCAAAGACUGAAGGAGAGAAUUCUGGCCACAGUUAUCUGUAAUCUGAACAGGAGGUCCCACCUGAACACCGGCCUGGUCAAAGUGUUUGGCAAACGUAUAACUACAACUCCCAAACCAAUGACUACCAGUCCAACCACCAAUGGACCAGUGGCUACCAGUCCAACCACCAACGGACCAGUGGCUACCAGUCCAACCACCAACGGACCAGUGGCUACCAGUCCAACCACCAAUGGACCAGUGGCUACCAGUCCAACCACCAACGGACCAGUGGCUACCAGUCCAACCACCAAUGGAUCAAUGACCACCAAUGGACCAGUGGCUACCAGUCCAACCACCAAUGGACCAGUGGCUACCAGUCCAACCACCAAUGGACCGGUGGCUACCAGUCCAACCACCAAUGGAUCAAUGACCACCAAUGGAUCAAUGACAGCCGGACAAACAACCACUACAUCAGCCCCAUUGUCAUCUCAAUCAACACCAUCGGAAUCAAAUGCCACAAACUCAACCUUCGGACCGGGCCAAACGCCUGGCAAAAGACGGAGGAGGGAGGCCGACACAAGCAGCGAGGAGUCCGACUUUAAUGAGAUGGAAGCAGAGAUGGAAGAAGAUCUGGGGGACGAAGAGAUGACAACAGAGAUGGAUGAGGACGAUCAGACGGAAGAUGAUGACGAGGCGGACGAGGCUGAUGGUGACGAGGAAGACGAGGCUGACAGUGAUGAGGAUGAUGAGAAGGAGGAGGAUGAGCAGGAGCUGGAGGAAGAUGGGAAACGUCAAAAACGAUCUCCACGUAACAGGGGAGACAGGAAGCAAUCCAGGAAGGACCACAGGAAGCCCUCCAGGAAGCACUACGGGAGGCCCAUCAGGAAGCAUAAGCCUCGGUCCCUCGGCUUCUACGGGCUCUUCCAGAUGCACGACAGGUUGUUCUGCGAUUCUGGCUACAUCAAGUCCAAAAACAAGUGUGAGACGCCCUGCACCGCCUUCACUGAUGAUGACAUCACGGAUGACAUUGAAUGCUUCGUGAAGACUCGUUACUGGUGGUACAUGUUCAAGACGGCCCCUCGCUGGUGCAGGAGUUUCACUUUCACUCAAAACUACUUUGACGAGUGUAACUAAGCAGCCGUCAGUUUCUACCUGCAGGACGUCACAUCCAGGCUGAUUCCUUCAUCUCUGUCAGCCCCGUCUCCAGUGUGACCUGUGUGCUUUGACCUUUCGACGGCAUGAUUAUCUCUCCAGCAUGUUGGAAGCCGCUUGUAAGCGUCGCCAUCGAGCUCACUUCCUGUGUGUUCUGCAGGUAGCAGCCCUCUCGCUCCUCUGUACGCCAACACCUGAAUGUGAGGCGGUAAUCAGUUCUCUGUCCUGAUUGGAUAAAGUGGGAAGCAGCUUUGAGCAUUUUAUUUUCAUUCUAUUUUAAUCAAUCGCUGAAAUGUCUGUACUUGAAAUUAAACUGGCAUCGGUUCUCAGUAAUGUUGAUGAAUGUGUUGGUGGUUUUUUCUGGCUGAAAAAACAAAAACAAAAUCAUCUGGUAUUUUCUGCUGUCUGUCACUUUCAAUAAACACUUCAUGUUAAA
Molecule: messenger RNA, 1848 nt
Organism: Acanthopagrus latus (yellowfin seabream)
Lineage: Eukaryota; Metazoa; Chordata; Actinopteri; Spariformes; Sparidae
Product: neurofilament medium polypeptide-like
Exons: 5
Coding region: 153-1394 (413 amino acids)
Source: RefSeq, a predicted model, not a curated record